Odobenus rosmarus divergens (Pacific walrus) is the source of this 2054-nucleotide messenger RNA. RefSeq names its product solute carrier family 39 (zinc transporter), member 9 (gene SLC39A9). The coding region runs from base 651 to 1574 and encodes 307 amino acids. NCBI's taxonomy places the organism in Eukaryota, Metazoa, Chordata, Mammalia, Carnivora, Odobenidae. The transcript has 7 exons. Gene Ontology annotation, biological process: zinc ion transport; transmembrane transport. Gene Ontology annotation, cellular component: membrane. Gene Ontology annotation, molecular function: metal ion transmembrane transporter activity. The record is from RefSeq and is a predicted model, not a curated record.
CAUGGCAGCUGUAGUAUCGGUGGCUCCGGGUCAAGGCCCAGCGGAGUGGAGUAAUAUGGGCGGCAUCGGGUAUAGGGCAGAGACAGCUUUGUAUCAGCUUCGCUGCUGAACCCCUGAGCCCAUCGUUAGAGACCUGAGGACUCUUUCCCCCAUUUUAGACUCGGAGGAGAGUUUGUUGGGACUGGUGGGCUGGUCCCAGCCUGGGGGGGGACUGCCCCAGGGACAUAGGGGCGCCGGGAGAAAGAACAAGUUUGCUUGGGUUUUCCUCCUUUUCCUGCUGCCACCUGGGACGUUGUCUGUGGAGGGAGUGGGCCCAUUGUGCCACCAUUCCGACCAUUGAAGAAAUCGCUCUUUCGCAUACAUUUAACUGUUAACCGUAGGGAAUCCAGUGACUGGCAUCUGAAAACGCAGGGGCCGGGACCUGAGAUUGCUGAAAGUUCUCUCUGGUGCUAAUAUCAGAAAAAAGGGGCUGUUUCCAGGUGCGUUCCAGAGAAGGGUUUCGUGAACACGUCUGCUGGUGGGGAGGACGAAAGAACUGGAAAGUCCACUUGUUCUCUUGGGAACACCACACGCGUUUAAGAACCUAAGGACCCUUUGAAGCCGCUGAAAAUUUGUAGUCGGCUGGCGGUGGGUAAAUAAAGGAGGACAGAAUGGAUGAUUUCAUCUCCAUUAGUCUGCUGUCUCUGGCUAUGUUGGUGGGAUGUUACGUGGCUGGAAUCGUUCCUUUGGCUGUUAAUUUCUCUGAGGAGCGGCUAAAGCUGGUGACUGUUUUGGGUGCUGGCCUUCUCUGUGGAACUGCACUGGCGGUCAUCGUGCCCGAAGGAGUACACGCACUUUAUGAAGAUAUUCUUGAGGGUAAACACCACCAAGUGAGUGAAACACAGAAUGUGAUUGCAUCAGACAAAGCAGCAGAAAUACCAGUUGCCCAUGAACAUGAGCACAACCAUGACCACACACAGCUGCAUGCCUAUAUUGGUGUUUCCCUCGUGCUGGGCUUCGUUUUCAUGUUGCUGGUAGACCAGAUUGGCAGCUCCCAUGUGCAUUCUACUGAUGAUCCAGAAACAGCAAGGCCCAGCAAUUCCAAAAUCACCACCACACUGGGUCUGGUCGUCCAUGCUGCAGCGGAUGGUGUGGCCUUAGGAGCAGCAGCCUCUACUUCACAGACUAGCGUCCAGUUAAUUGUGUUUGUGGCAAUAAUGCUACAUAAGGCACCAGCUGCUUUUGGGCUGGUUUCUUUCCUAAUGCAUGCUGGCCUAGAACGGAAUCGAAUCAGAAAACACUUACUGGUCUUUGCACUGGCAGCCCCAGUCAUGUCCAUGGUGACAUACUUAGGACUAAGUAAGAGCAGUAAAGAAGCCCUUUCAGAGGUCAAUGCCACUGGAGUGGCCAUGCUUUUCUCUGCCGGGACAUUUCUUUAUGUUGCCACAGUACAUGUCCUCCCUGAGGUGGGCGGAAUGGGGCACAGCCACAGAUCUGACCCCACUGGCGGGAGGGGCCUCAGCCGCCUGGAGGUGGCCGCCCUGGUUCUGGGUUGCCUCAUCCCGCUCAUCCUGUCAGUAGGACACCAGCAUUAAAGGUCGGAUUCGGGCCUCAGGCCACAGCUGUUCGCCAUCCCGUGAGAACAGCCAGCACGUGACAGCUGCUCACCCCCUCAGUCUCUUGUCUCACCUUGCCCCAUCUCCACCUGUGUUCUUAGAGUCCGGAGGGAGGUGAGAUUAAAACCUGGAGUAAUGGAAAGCUUUUAGAGUAGAAACAACACACUGCGACUGGAUAGAGACAUUCCGUUGUGUUGUUUUUUUUAAAGGGCCCUUGGCAUUUUGAGUUUUGAUGUUUCUCUUAACCCUAUGCUCAGGGAAGAUGGAAUUUCAUUUUAAGGAAAAGUGGAGAACUUCAUACUCACAAUGAAAUAGUAAUUAUGAAAGUACAGUGUUCUGUAAUUAAGCUAGAUCUCUGUCUUAGUUUAGAGGCUCUGCCACUUACUUUAUCCAUUGAUUUUUAACAUGGUUCUCACCGUGUAAGACUGGUGCUUUAGCAUCUGUGCCACACGCCUUGAU